This is a messenger RNA of Coccomyxa subellipsoidea C-169, 1605 nucleotides long. RefSeq names its product amino acid transporter. Lineage: Eukaryota; Viridiplantae; Chlorophyta; Trebouxiophyceae; Coccomyxaceae. The record is from RefSeq and is a predicted model, not a curated record. The transcript has 12 exons. Gene Ontology annotation, biological process: amino acid transport; transmembrane transport. The coding region runs from base 1 to 1605 and encodes 534 amino acids. Gene Ontology annotation, cellular component: membrane. Gene Ontology annotation, molecular function: transmembrane transporter activity.
AUGGCAAUAGAUCCGGAGGGAGCCGCAAAGGACAGUGGGCAGAUCCGGCUGGAGGAGCUGGGAUACAAGCAGGAACUCAGCAGGCGAUUGGGGCUGAUAUCCAGCGUGGCUUCCAGUUUUGCCACCAUAGCUUACAUGAUGGGAAUCACAGGUCAGAGAUCGCUCCCUAUAGCUUUCAUCAAUGGAGGACCAGUGUCAGCUGUCUGGGGAUGGGUCAUCUGCUCAGUCUUCAAUCUAUUCUCUGCCCUAUCCUUAGCAGAGAUUGCCUCAUCCUAUCCCAUUGCAGGCGGCCCCUACUUCUGCAAGGCUUCCUGCCGUGGAUUAAAGUUCAUAUUCUGUCAUGCAUGCGCAGGCUGGUCAAAUCUGGUGGGCCAGUUUGCAUCAACUGCAGGAGCGGGCUACCUGACAGCGGUGCAUAUUGGAAAGAUGUGGCAACUGGGCAAUGGACAUGUCUGGAGCCAGUUUGAGACCUUCCUCGCCUAUGCAAUCUGCAUGCUGGCGGCAGGAGCGCUGGCGUCGACAAGCACCGGCGGAAUGAGGCAGUAUAUACUCUUUGCAGCCUUCUGGAUGAUCUGCGGAGGAAUCUUCUUGAUCAUUCUGCUACCCAUCGUGGCGCCAAAGCUCCAGACGGCAGAAUAUGUGUUCCUCCACUUCAGCGAUCAGUCCAAGGACCAACUCGGCGUGCCCAACAAUUUCUACCUAUUCUUGCUGGGGAUGCUGAUGGGCCAAUUCUCAUAUAUUGGUUAUGAGGCUCCAGCGCAGUUUGCAGAGGAGACCAAACGAGCAGACAGAGUGGUUGGCUGGGGGAUAGUGCUGUCUGUGGCGGCAUCCAGUGUUUUUGGCUUGGGAUUUCUGGUGUGCCUUCUGUUCUGUAUCCAGGAUCCGGAAAACUUAAUGCUGGGGCCUGCCAAUGGCUAUGUGGUGGGGCAGAUAUUUUAUGACAUAUUUCAGGGUCGAUUCGGCUCAGUGACAACGGCCAUUGUGCUGUUGGCAAUUCCAUUGAUCGCCAUCUUCAAUACCACUGUCAUGUGCUUAUUCACAGCUGCCAGGAUGCUGUGGUCAUUUUCGAGGGACGGCGGAGUGCCAUUGUACCGGGUGUGGGCGGCGAUUAAUAAGCGGACAGGAACGCCUCUGAAUGCCACGUGGGCGAUGACUGCCACAGGCUUUCUUCUGGGCCUGCCCAUGCUCUUCUCCAACGCUGCGUUCCUCGCCAUGGGAUCAGUCACCGCCGUGGGCCUCAACGCCAGCUAUGCUGUGCCAAUCUUGCUGCGCCUGAUCUUCCACAAGAACUUCAAUCCUGGGCCUUUCAAGCUCGGCCGAGCACAGCCGCUCAUCAAUGUAAUCGCCAUUUCUUGGCUCACAUUCAGUGUGGUGUGUUUUGCGCUGCCGACGAUCUACCCCGUGGACGUGACAACGCUGAACUGGACGCCGGUUAUGCUGGGGUUAGUCAUCGUGGGGGUGCUCAUUUCAUGGUACCUGCCACGCUGCGGCGCUCGGCACUGGUAUCACGGCAAGGCACACACGCUGGAGGACGCCAAUGUGGUGAGCCCCUUUCCUGGGUAUUUAGGUUACAUUGGGUUUGUUUGGGGUAAUUGGGGUAGUUAA